Chenopodium quinoa (quinoa) is the source of this 1932-nucleotide messenger RNA. RefSeq lists its product as uncharacterized. The record is from RefSeq and is a predicted model, not a curated record. The coding region runs from base 1 to 1932 and encodes 643 amino acids. The transcript has 5 exons. NCBI's taxonomy places the organism in Eukaryota, Viridiplantae, Streptophyta, Magnoliopsida, Caryophyllales, Amaranthaceae.
AUGGCUUCUAGAAUCACUAGCCUAAAGUGUGAGUAUAAUUUGCCGCACAGAUGUGUUGAUGGAUUUGCUUCUUUGGUUAAUGAAGCGAUUCCUAACAACAACCACAUGGCCGAGACAUUCUAUGAGGUCAAGAAAAUUGUUAAGGGGUUAGAGCUGCCCCAUGAAAAGAUUCAUGCAUGCCCGAAAGGAUGUAUGUUGUUUUGGAAAGAUGAUGCUCAAUUAUCUACAUGUAGGGUGUGUGGCAGCGACCGAUACAAGAAGACUUCUAAAGGUAGCUUAGUGCCUUUGAAUGUUCUAUUUUAUUUCCCUAUCACACCUAGGUUGCAAAGGCUUUUUGCAACUAAAAACAUUUCUGAGGAAAUGACAUGGCAUGCUAAAAAUCCUCGAGUUCAAGGCACAAUGGCACACCCUAGCGAUAGUGAAGCGUGGAAACACCUAGAUAGUUGCUUUCCUGAGUUUGCCUUUGAACCUCGUAAUGUUCGACUUGGCCUAUGUAAGGAUGGAUUUGCUCCACAUGGUCAGUUUGGGGGACAAUAUUCAUGUUGGCCUGUCAUUUUGACCCCUUAUAACUUGCCUCCGUCAAUGUGUAUGAAAAGACAGUUCAUGUUUCUUUCGUUACUCGUUCCUGGUCCUAAAAACCCUAAGGGCAACUUGGAUGUUUACAUGCAGCCGCUCAUACACAAGUUGAAACAGUUGUGGGAAGUUGGGGCAGAUACUUACGAUAUUUCGAGAAAACAAAAUUUCAAUCUUCGAGCAGCCAUCCUAUGGACCGUUAGUGACUUCCCGGCUUAUGGUAUGUUAUCUGGUUGGACCACAGCCGGUAAUAAGGCUUGUCCAUAUUGCAUGGAGAAAAGCAAAGCGUUUUGGCUCGAAAAUUGUGGUAAGGUUUCUUGGUUUGACUGCCAUCAUCAAUUCCUUCCGACAAAUCAUCCUUUUCAAAAUAGUAAAAAUGCAUUUUGUAAAAACAAAGUCGAAAAAGGUUCACCACCUCACAUCAUGUCAGGAGAGGAACUUUGGGAAUGUGUGAAAAACCUCCCGAAAGCAACAGAUGGCCCCGAGGCGCUGAAACGUGUCAAGAAUGCAAAAAAAGGGUGGUUCAAGCAAAGCACUCUAUGGGACCUUCCAUAUUGGAAACAUCUGCUUGUUCGUCACAACUUAGAUGUCAUGCACGUUGAAAAAAACUUUUUUGAUCAGUUGAUUCACACUACAAUGGACGUGAAAAAGAAAUCUUGUGACACCCCAUCAGCUCGGAAUGACAUUGCUAAAUAUUGUAAACGGCCCCAGCUACAUCUUCAAGAGGAUGAUAGAGGAAAAGAAUUCAUGCCAAAGGCUCCAUUUGCUCUUGACAAGGCUCAGAGAAAGGUUUUGUGUGAGUGGGUCAAACAGCUGCGGUUUCCUGAUGGUUACGCUUCCAAUUUAAGCCGAUGCGUUGAUUUGCAAUCAGUUAGCGACAUGGAGCGAUUGGAAAAAAACAUAGCUGAGAUCCUGUGCAAGCUUGAGAAGGUUUUCCCCCCAUCUUUCUUUAACUCCAUGGAGCAUUUACCAAUUCAUUUGCCAUAUGAGGGCAAGUUAUGUGGACCUGUUCAAUAUCGGUGGAUGUAUCCUUUCGAAAGGUUCCUCAAUCACCUGAAACGAAAAAUUGGUAAUAAGGCUCGUGUUGAAGGUCAAAAUGUGAAUGCUGAUGUGGAAUCCCCGGCUGACAAUGAUGAAAUCCCAGAGCUGUUCACGGUGGAUAAGGGUCGUGUGUCAAAUUUGGGUAAAACUCGGUAUUUAGAUGACAAGGAACUUGAACGUGCUCAUUUGUUCGUUUUAAGAAAUACCGGCAUUCUUGGUGAAUACGAAAGGCAGUUUGAGGACUACAUUCUUAGUACUCGAACUUAUUUGCGUCGAGAAGAUGUCAUGGAGAAAUGCGAAAGUGAAUUCCCUGAUUAG